AGUAUAAUUACUUGUCACGAACAACUGGAAUUGUUUGGAACGUUUGCGCAGUUCUUAGUCAUCUUUGGUUCAUUAUCGUUGCGUUUCUGCGCUUCGGUGGUUUGUGUUUUUUUUCGGUUAUUACCACUGAUCGUAGUAUUUUUCCCACAGCGGUCAAACUUUUUGGACAUAAAACCAAACCAUCCAACCUAGUAGUCAGACAGAUUUAAAUCAGAAGUGAAAGGAAGCGAAACUGUUUAAGGUCACCUUUGGUUGUUUGUGAAUUGUUCAGUGGGCUUGUUUGUUUUUAAUAUGGUUAGCCAAGGCUUCCGAACCGAGUCGGAUACAUUUGGAGAGCUGAAGGUGCCGAAUGAUAAGUAUUAUGGUGCCCAAACCGUUCGUUCCACAAUGAACUUUCCCAUUGGUGGACCCACCGAGAGAAUGCCGCAACCAGUCAUAACAGCGAUGGGCAUCUUGAAGAAAGCUGCCGCUCUCGUCAACAAAGAGUAUGGGCUUGAUUCGAAGAUUGCGGAUGCUAUUGCUGAAGCCGCCGACGAUGUGAUUUCCGGUAAACUGUAUGACGAACACUUCCCGCUAGUCAUCUGGCAGACCGGCUCCGGCACUCAAACAAACAUGAACGUAAACGAAGUCAUCAGCAAUCGGGCGAUCGAACUGCUCGGAGGUACUCUGGGCUCUAAGACACCGGUGCAUCCGAAUGAUCACGUCAACAAGUCACAGUCAUCGAACGACACGUUCCCGACAGCGAUUCACAUCUCGGUUGCCCGCGAACUGACGGGCAAUUUAAAACCAGCCAUCAAAAUUUUGCACGAUGCUCUGAAGGCCAAAUCGGAUGAGUUCAAGGAUAUCAUUAAGAUUGGCCGUACGCACACUCAGGAUGCCGUACCGCUUACUCUCGGUCAAGAAUUCAGUGGCUAUGUCCAGCAGAUGGCUUUUGCUAUGGAACGAAUUGACGCAUGUUUACCUCGAGUGUACAUGUUGGCCUUGGGAGGUACUGCCGUUGGAACAGGAUUGAACACUCGCAUCGGAUUUGCCGAAAAAUGUGCUGCCAAGAUUUCUGAGCUAACCGGACUGCCAUUCGUCACUGCUCCGAAUAAGUUUGAAGCAUUAGCUGCUCGUGAUGCAAUGGUAGAAGUUUCGGGUUGCUUGAAUACAAUUGCCGUCAGUUGCAUGAAAAUUGCAAACGAUAUCCGAUUCUUGGGAUCGGGACCUCGAUGUGGACUGGGUGAGCUGAGUCUACCAGAAAACGAACCUGGAAGUUCGAUCAUGCCGGGAAAGGUGAAUCCGACUCAAUGUGAGGCGAUGACCAUGGUGUGCGCUCAGGUCAUGGGCAAUAACGUGGCAGUUAGCGUUGGCGGAUCCAAUGGACAUUUUGAAUUGAAUGUAUUCAAACCGCUAGUCGUGUCUAAUGUGCUCAGAUCCAUUCGAUUGUUGUCGGACAGUGCACGUACUUUCAGCAAAAACUGUGUGGUUGGCAUUGAAGCAAACCGAGCUAACAUCGACAAAAUCAUGAACGAAUCGCUGAUGCUUGUGACGGCACUGAAUCCACACAUUGGUUACGAUAAGGCUGCCAAGAUCGCCAAGACGGCGCACAAGGAAGGCACCACACUGAAACAGGCAGCUCUCAAGCUGGGUUACCUUACGGAACAGCAAUUCAGUGAAUGGGUUCGUCCGGAAAAUAUGCUUGGACCGAAAUAAACACCGAUCUAGGUAAGAUACAUUUUGUAUUAAUUUGCAUCUCUCAGAAUAAAAAAAAUGUUACUGUAUGGUGAGAAGAAAUUGAUUGCGAGUCUGGUUGCGUUUUUUUUUCUCUCUGUGUUUGCCUCCAAAGUGCAACCCGAUCAAAAUUAAGUUUCUGAAAUGAGGUGCAAAUAUACUUUUGUAAAUUUGGUUGA
This is a messenger RNA of Malaya genurostris, 1892 nucleotides long. Its product is annotated as fumarate hydratase, mitochondrial-like. The record is from RefSeq and is a predicted model, not a curated record. Gene Ontology annotation, molecular function: fumarate hydratase activity. The transcript has 4 exons. NCBI's taxonomy places the organism in Eukaryota, Metazoa, Arthropoda, Insecta, Diptera, Culicidae. Gene Ontology annotation, cellular component: mitochondrion; tricarboxylic acid cycle heteromeric enzyme complex. Bases 292 to 1695 code for a protein of 467 amino acids. Gene Ontology annotation, biological process: fumarate metabolic process; tricarboxylic acid cycle; malate metabolic process.